Hyaloperonospora brassicae is the source of this 2508-nucleotide messenger RNA. NCBI's taxonomy places the organism in Eukaryota, Oomycota, Peronosporomycetes, Peronosporales, Peronosporaceae. The record is from the annotation of a GenBank genome assembly.
AUGGCACAUCUUGACAGUACUUUUCAAUCCUGCGAGGCGGUCGCGGCCGCGCACAUGAAGGCCCCCGAGCAGCAGCAGCUCCUCCUCGCGUCGUUUCCACUGGCGCAGCGCCCGUUCGAGCGCUUGGACCUCAGCCCCCGCGCCCGCCGCCGGUUCCACACGCAAGCGACAGACCUCUUGGGCCGCGCCUUGAAGGAGUACGAAGAGUAUACGCUGUACCGGCACCGCCAGGUCGACCGCCGGCGCUGGAAACCCGUCAAGAGCCACGGCAAACUCACUGUCUACCGCGAGUCGCGGUCCUACGCCGUCAGCCGCUCGCUGAGCGCCGAAGACGAGGCCGGGAGCUCGGCGCGGCACCGCACGUCGGGCUCGAGCUCGAGCUCGGGCGCCUCGGGCUCUGGCUCGGUCUCGCUCCCGGCCCAUCAGGUCACGGAGCUCGAGCUCUUGACGGGGUGGGGGCCCACUGCAACGGCCGCCCGCGAGCAGAAGAAACGCCUCCGGCACAAGAGCCUCACGACGCCGUCCAUGUCGACGCUCAGUAGUGGCACGAAGACCAGUGGAGUUGGCAGUGGUGGCGACCACCUGCCGGUAUUGCUCGGUCUUGGCAGUAUCUGUGGCUCGCUGGACGACGUCAUGUACGGUAUUGCAGCUCCGGAUAGCGUGACCAUGGCGCUCAAGAACUCGUAUUUGUACGACGAUGUGCUGGACGAAGACGUGCUGGCAGCGAUUGAAGGACCGUCGACGCGCAGUCCGUUUCGCUUUCUAGGCAUCAAGUGGCUCGUGCAGUCAGCAGGCGGUGGGAGUAGCAGCAGCUCGAGCAAGCACCAUAAGGUCGGGGCGCCUCGAGAUUUGGUGUAUCUGGAAGCUACAGGCGUGAUUACCGGUGGAGACGGCAUUCGCAUUGGAUACCAAAUCAUGCAGUCGGUGAACGUCCCUGGCUGUCCCGAGUUGGUGGAGUCACAUGGAAUGAGACGAGCGCACUGUGAAAGUGUGUACCUCUUUGUUGAGCUGAACAACCGCGUGGUUGAUGUGUUUCUCAAGUCAAACGUGAUGCCGAAGGGCAAGUUGUCCGAGUCAGCAGCGCUCCAGAGCUGGACGAACGUGCUGCUGAAUUGUGAGAAAAGUGUCCAGUGCUCACACGACAAGAAGCUCAUGUGGCGGCUGGAAUGCUCGGGAAACUCGUCACGUGCGGGAGAAGAGGAGAAAACGACCAAAGCGACGCAAUGCAGUGUGUGCGAAAAGUCGUUCAGUCGAUUGUAUCGGCACAGCUUUGAGUGCAAACUGUGCUCGUCUGCUAUGUGCUCCAAGUGCUGUGUUGAGCGCACGUUGAAUUGCGUGCAUGCGGUAGGCAACAACCGACUUGCGAACAAACACGUCUCGACGAUCGCCGUGAACCUCUGCACGAGCUGCGUCGCCACGACUUUGCAAACAAGUGCGCUGAGUCUAGCGCAAGAAGAAGUGGCGUCUGGGCGAUUCGGACGUAUGUCGGACAGUUCGUUGCAUGUGCCAGAUCAUCGCCGUGGAAGCGAUCCACCAUCAGGUGACCACCCUUCUUUACUUGCUACCAUCGUCAAUGAAGACAUUGCUGGCCAUACCGAGCACCAGACGCGGCCCCCGCGUCAAAUGGAAGGAAGUGCCCAAAAUGCCUACUAUAUCCGAUCGAAGGAGAGUAGAAGAAGCAAGCGUGAACAUGAAGCCGGUCGCGGCACGUCAGAGCUGUGUGACGACGACAAGAUGCAACAACCUCAGACUGGACACCCUGAUGCUUCCGAGAUAUUGCUAAGAAGAGGCCACGCGUGUGACGACUCUCCAACGUCACAUCGGAGUAAGAACCGCGAGCAACGCAAGACGAGAGCCCGAGCUGGAAGUCACGAGCCUGUCAAUCCGAAUGCAUAUGCGCAUCAACCGACUUUCAGACGGGGACAGUCUAAUGAGGUCAGGCACUAUAUGUUACGAGCUGAGGAUGGUGGUAAGUCAGAACGCUCCAGCGACCGGCUUACGCCACCAGAAAGCAUUGUGCAGAGCCACCACCAGCCUGUGUAUGAUGAAUACACUCCAGUGGAGCUCGAUACUGCCGAUACACACAGCCGUGGCUUGCCAGUGUAUCUGAGUGACUUGGUUGAUGUCUUGCCGUCCCGACUGAGCAAAGACAGCAUUAGGGAGACUACGAGCUCAAGCGAAGGCUGUCUGGAAAACGUUCGUGGUGCAGGUAUGGCCGUGGAGGAUUUCGAAGCAGAGGAAGACGACACUGCAUCUCAGGGCACGUUCGACAGCUUUGCUGACCUCAUCAAUAUCAGGGAUGAUUUGGACGACGUCUACGAGACUCUGGACACGAAGGACAUGGAGGCCGUAAAGCGAUCGUCUCAGGUCAAUAAUAAGUUGUGGCAGCAGAUUGCCGAGCUGCGGGAUGCUGCCGAGAACGUCUACCAGUACACGAAAGAGAGCGCUGCAUUGCACAUCACGCAGGGCGGCACAAUACGAUCUCCGCCGGUACGCUCCGGUAUUUAG